Mugil cephalus (flathead mullet) is the source of this 1923-nucleotide messenger RNA. RefSeq lists its product as uncharacterized. Lineage: Eukaryota; Metazoa; Chordata; Actinopteri; Mugiliformes; Mugilidae. The record is from RefSeq and is a predicted model, not a curated record. The coding region runs from base 1 to 1044 and encodes 347 amino acids. The transcript has 5 exons.
AUGCAGGUCCGACAAAACAGGAGACGACAUACUGAACAUUUUUGGGAUGGUGUGCACUUGAAGCUGGAUGAUUUAAAACAGAAAGCUCGGGAAGCAGGUCUGUACAGUCAAUACCUCGACAAGGAAAACAUCCCAGAAUACCCUAAACCAGAGCUCCAUGUGAUUCGUCUGAAACAUGACACAAAUGAAGAAGGUUUACGUGGCAUCAGGGAGGAUGAAGGCUUCAGGAAUCCCUACCAACAGGACCCUGAACCUGGUCUCCUGUGGUGGUAUCCGGUUGUAGGGCCAGAAGAGGUGAGGUCAGUUGAGACCAGACUCCUGGAGAAAACCUUCCCAGACUGGACCAAGGAGCAGGCUGACACCCAGCAGAGCCUCCUGUGGAGGUUCGCCACCUCCCCGGCCUUUAAGAAUGAGACGUCCCGGCUGGGCUCGUACCGCUUCACCUUCCCCCUGGAGGACGUCCUGUGGAACUACAGCCAGCAGUUUUGUUCUGGUCAGCAGCCGGUCAUGAGGGUCUACAACACUAUCCUGUACAAACAGGAAUUCCAAUAUACUGUCCUGGUCCACAGUCCAGCCAACGAGGAGCAGUUCUCUAGGUUUCCUUUGCUGAGCGACCACCCAAACGCUGUGUGCGUUUACAGAGACGGUCGCUUCGUCUGGAGGCCGGAGGCCAUGUGUGAGACUCACAGGUACAAGUUGGUCCAGAAACCUGAUGAAAAAGAGAUGAAAGCUCAGGAGCUGUUUGGUUGGGACAUUCAAUUCUAUGUCUGGGAUAUCGUUGCCAUCGCCCUGUAUGUGGAUAAAGAGGUGCUGAAGUUUGGUGCUGAUCGUCUGAGAGAGAACCUCAGCUUCUGUGAAAAAGAUGUAGUAACAACUAGUCGUGGAGAGGAAUUUGAUACUUUCGCUGAUGCUGAAGUCCUGGUGAAUAAGUUGUGGUCAAACGGUGACAUGAAACUGAAGAAAGAGAUUUCACUGGAGCAGAGCUUCACAGAAGCUGCUGGAGGAGGACCGGUCAAGUUGGAGGAGGACAUGGAGUACAUGUAGUAUAAUCUUAAAGCCUGUGAUGUGCUAAAAAGAAGAUAAAUUAAAAAGAUGCAUGCUGAAUGACUAUGACGUCAUGUUUGAUUGAUUAUCCUGAUAUAUCUGAUAAUAAUACCUUUAGUUUGAUCAUGUUUGAUUAUAAUGAUAUAAUUGAAUUACAAUGAUGAGCCUGAUCAUAGUGUCAUAGUUUGAUUACAAUAUGAUGUUUGAUGUGAUGGGCCUUCACCAGGUAUGUACUACUAGAACACAAAGGGAGAGCACUGAAUUUAAAAAAAAGUAUAUCUACUGUAUUUCUCAUAAGAGCACAGGUGUAUGUAGAAGAUAGUUGCACUUAUUACACUUGGUGAAAUUCAGUUUGCAAUAAACUUAAAGAAAUUGAGCUAAAGAGUGAGGAUUUUUUGAGACUCCAAAGAGAAGACACCACCAGGCUGAAAUGAACAUAUGCCAGGGACAAUUUGUUUACAAGGGUCUCCUAUUCGAUAUAAUUUGACACAACAGACACUGACCCAUAGAUACCACGUCCUACAGAUUUAACCUGGAGAUUUAAAUAUGUUCUACUUCUUUAACCAAGUAAAAUAAGAAUCAGUACAUUAUACAGAACAUUAUAUCUAAAUGAUCAGGCUGACUCUGGUUUAAUUGUAAUAAAUGACGUAUCUAUCUAUCUAUUCGCUCCAGAGAUAUUAUGCAGAUAUGUUGGAGAUAUUAUGAAUAUUUACAUUACAUUACAAUUGAUAUUAUUUCUGUGGUUGUGCUCUGUAGUGAAACUCUAGAAACUAAUGGAUCUGUUUCUGGUGGAAGCGUUGGCUCCAGUGACACAAUGACUGUGAAAGUGUUUGCUCUUUGCCAAUAUAUUCUGUGGUGAUUAAACUCUGAUUAAUAAAA